AUGACUGAUGUGCACUUGUGGAAAGCGGAAGAAAAUGGGAAAAUUAAGUCAAUUGCAAUUUGGAACGUUAUUCGGGAAAGAGGUCAAAUUGUAAGUCGGGCUUCACUUGUGUGGUCCUCAAAAAUCAUUCUAAGACACCAGUUUAUUCUUUGGUUGGCUUUCCGUGGUAGACUUAGUACCCGUGAUCGUAUUCUUGCUUAUAUGGAUAUUCCGGAUGCCAAUUGUGUUCUUUGUAGUGGGUUUGCGGAGUCCAUUGAUCAUCUUUUGGCCAUGGGAAUUGUGAGCUUGUCGGGGUCUUGGGAGGAUAUAAAAGUUGUUGCCCAAGUCUUAUCUAAAGGUAGUAAAUUUCAUGUUAACGUCUUUAAGUGUGAGUUUGCUGCCAUCGUUUAUCAUUUGUGGGCUGAGAGAAAUACUAGAGUCUUUGGUAGAGUUCGUCGAAACGUUGAUCAUGUGUGGAACGACAUUGUAUUUGAUUGUGGUGCGCUAAUUAGAACGUGGAGAUGGGUUCCUAAAGGCGAGCGGGAAUGGGUCCUUUGUCACGAAUGGAAAGUCAAUUAUGAUGAAGUCACAUCUUUUAAAUGUUUUAAGGUUAACUAG
Impatiens glandulifera is the source of this 597-nucleotide messenger RNA. RefSeq lists its product as uncharacterized. NCBI's taxonomy places the organism in Eukaryota, Viridiplantae, Streptophyta, Magnoliopsida, Ericales, Balsaminaceae. The record is from RefSeq and is a predicted model, not a curated record. The coding region runs from base 1 to 597 and encodes 198 amino acids. The transcript is spliced from 2 exons.